AUGUACUGCGUCCAGCCUCUUUGCGACUCCCGGUCGGCUAUACUAAGCACGAUUGGGAUCGCAAAUAUACUCUACGGCUUGACCGUCAUCAGCAUUACUAGCAUAUCUCCAGUUAUUCUAGUCUCGAUCGUCGUCAACGCAGCGUGCGCUAUUGCCAAUGGAUUGUGUUACUGUGCAUUCUACGCCGACUCUCCCACAGCACAUGCAGCUGUCGCAUCUGGAUUUGCGGACUUCUUCUGGCUGGUUCCCGGGAUAUCAUUCUACGGCUGCGCCAUCCUACACCGCCUGUUAUCCCGUCGCAGCCGAACCACAUUUAUAAUAUUAUUCUGGGUCAUCCUCUGUGCCAUCGCCAUCAUACGGAUGUUCAUCCUUGUCGGCCGAAUCAAGAUGAUUCUCAGCCUCCAUCCCAAUUUCCAGAAAGUCAUCAACUACCUGCAUGUCGGCUACUUCGCGCUCAUCGCUUUACUGGAGUGCAUAAGCGCAUUCUUCCUUCUUCGAGAGUUUGCCUCGGCCCGGAAAGCAUCAAGAGGUGCGGCGUUGACAGGAGGCUUAUUGCAGCAUCUCAUGCGAGGCAUUGAGACACGGGUCGCUUCGCUGGCCCUUGUCGGUAUCUCGAGGGCUGUUGCUUACGUCUUCAAUCAAUCUCUGCCGCAAGCCGUGACGACUGCCGGACAGGUCGAUCGCUUCGUAUAUACGCUGGAGUGUUUAUUUCCAAUCAUGAUAUAG
This is a messenger RNA of Truncatella angustata, 726 nucleotides long. RefSeq lists its product as uncharacterized. The transcript has 3 exons. The record is from RefSeq and is a predicted model, not a curated record. NCBI's taxonomy places the organism in Eukaryota, Fungi, Ascomycota, Sordariomycetes, Amphisphaeriales, Sporocadaceae. The coding region runs from base 1 to 726 and encodes 241 amino acids.